UCGGGGCGGACCGCGCCUCCCGGGAGCGCCUCCCGCCGCCACCUCGGGGCCGGGGUCCGCCAUGGGGCGGCCGCAGUGAACGCGGCGGCGGCGGGGCUGCGCUCUCGCCCCGGCCGGGGCUCCCCUCCAUUGUUCCCGGGAGCGGCGGGCACCGCGCCUCCGCCGCCGCCCCGCGGGACUCCGCUCGCAGCGGCCGACGGGGCCCCAUGGAGGGGCGGUUGAGCGCAGUCGCCGAGCAGUAGCCGCAGCAGUGGGAUGUUUACCUGGAGGUGCCUCAUCCUUUGGGCUGUGCUGGUCACAGCCGCGCUGUCCGCUGCCAGACCGGCCCCCACGCUGCCCGACCAAGCUCUGCCCAAAGUGAACAUCGAGGUGGAGUCGCACUCGGCGCACCCCGGCGACCUCCUCCAGCUGCGCUGCCGGCUGCGCGAUGACGUGCAGAGCAUCAACUGGGUGCGUGACGGCGUGCAGCUGCCCGAGAACAACCGCACGCGCAUCACCGGCGAGGAGGUAGAGGUGCGGGACGCGGUGCCCGAGGAUUCGGGGCUCUAUGCCUGCAUGACCAACAGCCCCUCGGGGAGCGAGACCACCUACUUCUCCGUCAACGUCUCAGACGCGCUCCCCUCUGCAGAGGAUGAUGAUGAUGAAGAUGAUUCCUCCUCGGAGGAGAAGGAGGCGGAUAACACGAAGCCGAACCAGGCUGUAGCUCCAUACUGGACCUAUCCCGAGAAGAUGGAGAAGAAGCUGCAUGCCGUCCCCGCUGCCAAAACGGUGAAAUUCAAGUGCCCCUCAGGUGGGACGCCCAACCCCACGCUGCGCUGGCUGAAGAACGGCAAGGAGUUCAAGCCCGACCACCGCAUCGGGGGGUACAAGGUCCGCUAUGCCACCUGGAGCAUCAUCAUGGACUCGGUGGUGCCAUCUGAUAAGGGCAACUACACGUGCAUCGUGGAGAACAAAUACGGGAGCAUCAACCACACCUACCAGCUGGAUGUCGUGGAGCGCUCCCCGCACCGGCCCAUCCUGCAGGCAGGGCUCCCCGCCAACAAGACGGUGGCCCUGGGCAGCAACGUGGAGUUCGUCUGCAAGGUCUACAGCGACCCGCAGCCACACAUCCAGUGGCUGAAGCACAUCGAGGUGAACGGCAGCAAGAUCGGCCCCGACAACUUGCCCUACGUGCAGAUCCUGAAGACGGCUGGCGUUAACACGACAGACAAAGAGAUGGAAGUCCUUCACUUAAGGAAUGUCUCAUUUGAGGAUGCUGGGGAGUAUACAUGUUUGGCGGGUAAUUCUAUUGGGAUCUCCCAUCACUCUGCAUGGUUGACAGUUCUCGAAGCUAUUGAGGACACGCCGGCCAUGAUGACAUCCCCCCUCUACCUGGAGAUCAUCAUUUACUGCACCGGCGCGUUCCUCAUCUCCUGCAUGGUGGUGACUGUCAUCAUCUACAAGAUGAAGAGCACCACCAAGAAGACAGACUUCAACAGCCAGCUGGCCGUGCACAAGCUGGCCAAGAGCAUCCCACUGCGCAGACAGGUAACAGUGUCAGCUGACUCCAGCUCCUCCAUGAACUCGGGUGUGAUGCUGGUGCGGCCCUCGAGGCUCUCCUCCAGCGGAACCCCCAUGCUGGCCGGCGUCUCUGAGUAUGAGCUGCCCGAGGACCCACGCUGGGAGCUGCCACGGGACAGGCUGAUCCUGGGCAAGCCGCUGGGAGAAGGCUGCUUUGGGCAGGUGGUGCUGGCGGAAGCCAUCGGCCUGGACAAGGACAAGCCAAACCGCGUCACCAAAGUGGCCGUGAAGAUGCUCAAGUCCGACGCCACAGAGAAGGACCUGUCCGACCUCAUCUCCGAGAUGGAGAUGAUGAAGAUGAUCGGCAAGCACAAGAACAUCAUCAACCUGCUGGGGGCCUGCACGCAGGACGGGCCCCUCUACGUCAUCGUGGAGUACGCCAGCAAGGGCAACCUGCGCGAGUACCUGCAGGCGCGGCGCCCGCCGGGCAUGGAGUACUGCUACAACCCCACGCGCGUCCCCGAGGAGCAGCUCUCCUUCAAGGACCUGGUGUCCUGCGCCUACCAGGUGGCGCGCGGCAUGGAGUACCUGGCCUCCAAAAAGUGCAUCCACAGGGACCUGGCGGCCAGGAACGUGCUGGUGACCGAGGACAACGUGAUGAAGAUCGCUGACUUCGGGCUGGCCCGCGACAUCCACCACAUCGAUUACUACAAGAAGACGACAAACGGCCGCUUGCCAGUGAAGUGGAUGGCCCCGGAGGCUCUGUUCGACCGAAUAUACACUCAUCAGAGUGAUGUCUGGUCCUUCGGCGUGCUGCUGUGGGAGAUCUUCACGCUGGGCGGCUCGCCCUACCCCGGCGUGCCCGUGGAGGAGCUCUUCAAGCUGCUGAAGGAGGGCCACAGGAUGGACAAGCCCAGCAACUGCACCAACGAGCUGUACAUGAUGAUGCGCGACUGCUGGCACGCCGUGCCCUCCCAGCGCCCCACCUUCAAGCAGCUGGUGGAGGACCUGGACAGGAUCGUGGCCAUGACCUCCAACCAGGAGUACCUGGACCUGUCGGUGCCAUUGGACCAGUACUCGCCCGGCUUCCCGGCCACGCGCAGCUCCACCUGCUCCUCGGGGGAGGACUCGGUGUUCUCCCACGACGCGCUGCCCGACGAGCCCUGCCUGCCGCGCUGCGCCCCGCACAGCCACGCAGCGCCGAAGCGGCACUGAGGCUCCGCACGCCGCAGCUCCGCGGGGAGCUCUGCCCAAAGGUUCCGUUCGGUGUUUGCCUGGUGGUUGGCUUUCCUUUUUCCUUUUUUUUUUUUUUUUUUCUUUUUCUUUUUUUUUAUCUGUUUAAAACUUCCCCACGAGGCCCGUGCUUGGGUAUCUCCGCGUGGCCGUGCCGCAGGGUCCCUUUGGGGCCGGUCCCGGUGCAGCACCGCGCUGCUCUGCUGCCCAAACCCGCGCACGUGGGAUGUGCGGCGCCCGCCCCACGCACCAGUGCUACAACAAAAGUCCCGUGUACAUAGCUAAAAUAUGUAUAAAUAUGAAUAUAUAUUUACAUGUCUUUUUAAAAGGGUUGUUACCAGAGCUAUACCGGUUUGGUAGGAAGGUACUAGUGGCUGGUAGAUAUCAGUUGCUAUAUAUUACAAAAAAAAAAAAAAAAAAAAAAAAAAA
Molecule: messenger RNA, 3162 nt
Organism: Numida meleagris (helmeted guineafowl)
Lineage: Eukaryota; Metazoa; Chordata; Aves; Galliformes; Numididae
Gene: FGFR1
Product: fibroblast growth factor receptor 1
Exons: 18
Coding region: 256-2715 (819 amino acids)
Biological process (GO): multicellular organism development; positive regulation of cell differentiation; positive regulation of kinase activity
Cellular component (GO): membrane; signaling receptor complex
Molecular function (GO): ATP binding; fibroblast growth factor binding; fibroblast growth factor receptor activity
Source: RefSeq, a predicted model, not a curated record